AUGCUGCACUAUGGGGUUUCUGGAGGUGAACCACACUAUGAUGGCAACAUGGCUGAGGGGGUGAAAGAAUUGGGAGCUGGAACUGAAGAAGACGGGCCUGUGGGUGAUUCAGAUCAGCACUCAGUUGAUGGUGGCAUGGUUGAGGAAGGAGAGAUUGAGGGUGACAUGCAGGCUCUGGAUGUGGAUGAAUCUGAUGAUUCGGAGCUCGAAGUUGUAGGUGAUGAGGAACUGGAAGAGGAUUUUGCUAACAUAGUGUUGGAGGAGAAUGAAUCAUCUGGCCAGGGCUUACGGUGUCUGAAUUUGCUUUCAACACCUAAAACUAAGGGAACUAGUGAUCUUGUACUAAACAAGGAAGUGAAUCUCGAGAAAAAUGCUUCGCGAUGGCCCGACCGCACGCGAGCGAGAGCACACCCUACCCCGAGCCGUUCCCUCGCCGCCGCCGCCACACCUCAUCCCGCUCGCGCCGUCGCCGCCACACCUCAUCCCGCUCGCCGCCUCCGCCGCCACACCUCAUCCCGCUCGCCGCCUCCGCCGGAUUGGGACACGGACUGCGCGCAUCGAUGGACGACGGAGGCGGCGGUGGGCGAGAGAGGAGGGAGGCCGCCGCUGCACUGCUGCGCCGACGCGGAUACCGACGCCGCGUCGUCCGUGGCCAUGGCCGCCGCCGCCGACGACACCGCGUUGCCCAUCCUCACUCCGUCGUGGCGCCGGCCGGAGAAGAGGCCCAUCGCGGCGCGUGGCGGCCGGCCGCAUCGCCCGUGGCUCCGUCAAGCGCGCGCGCACGUACGCCCGGCCAAGGCGGCAAAGGGGGAUCGCUCGUGUCUUGGCGGGGAUCGCUCGUGCCGUGGCGUGCUCAUGCUUCGAGUGCUAAAGCAUAUGCUUUCUGGCCCAAAAGGGUCUUCCGGCAACAGCUCUGAUGGGUCUCAGGAUUUGAUUGUGGCGGUGUGCCUUCCCAGAGGCAUCAAAGGAAUGGAAAAAUUGAAGACACUAUCGCAUGUUGAAGCUCCCGGCAAGGUUAAUGAUUUAACUGAUGUUGGUCGUCUGUUGCAGCUGAGUAAACUGGGUGUGAUUCUUUCGGCUGAGAAAGGUGGCUUGGGUGUUCUAUUCCAACAGAUUGAGAAAUUACACGGUUGCCUGCGCUCCUUGUCAAUCCAGAUGAACAAACCACCCAAAGCAGAGGAUACUCUUCCAUUAGCUUCACCUCCAAAACUUCUUCAGAGCCUGAACAUUAGUGGCAUUAGAAGUGGGCUCCUUUUGUGGAUUGCAGAGCUUGAUCAACUUACCAAGUUAACAUUGAGCGAGACUUACCUGGGGGAAGACUAUAUACACAUCCUUGGCAAGCUUGCAUCUAUGCGUUGCCUCAGGCUUCGGCGCAAUACCUAUGCCGGAAGCGGGCUCACAUUCAAUGAUGGAGAGUUCAAGAGCCUCAAGUCGUUGGUAGUUGAUGACGGUGUCAUAGUUAACAUUACCUUCGAAACUGGGACAGUUCCCAACCUUGAGAGGAUUGUUUGGUACAAAAAUAUUGUUAUAAUUAAAUCAUGUGCUAACAUUUGCUCUAUCUGGUUUAUCCUCGUGAGAUCAAAUUUUAUGAUUUAUCGGUCAUGUUAUCGUGGAUCCUAGAGCAAAAUUUAUCUUAUCCUCUGUAGUUGGUCGCCCACACUGGAUAGUUUAACCAGAUUUUCUGAUUGCAUGUCUUGAUUGGAUGUGUACAGGAACCUGUAGGAAAACUUCAAUCGGAGCAAGAGUCGCACCACGGAGAUCUUCUUCCUGUGUAGCUUGACAACUUCAGUAAGACUAGAAUUGAUGCGGUUGCCUUGAGUAAGCAUGCUCAUGUACACGGCAAGAGGCAGUAUGUUUGUCAGGAGCCCGGGUGUGGGAAAGGUAUAUCCGACAAAAAGGGGAUAGAUUUAACAUUACACCUUUACUGGUACAUUAAUGUUAGUGAACUUUCUUGUUUACUAGCCUUGACAGAUUUUUCAGUAAUUUUAGACUCAUACCUGAAAUGUUCAUAAAAGCUUUUUUUCUCUAUCUUUUUUAUUUAAGAGGACCUUUCUCUUUUUGCAUAUUAUUAGCGGAUUUAAGGCCCAAUGAUGUGAAUACAUAUAAUACCUUUGGUUAUGUGUCAGCAAAGAUUCAGUUAAAUGAUCAAUUCACUAAUUAAUCAAUCAGUAAAGACUCAGUUGUUUAAUCCUACUAGAUAGAUACUCCAUGCAUCCAAUCAAUUGUCAGUGUUAAUGGAUUGAUCCAGUACAUUCAUUCAUUCAAAUAAUUUAGUCCUACCCGAGAAAUUUAAGAUCACAUAUGUAUCGAAGUCUUGAUCUUUUUUUUCUCGUCCAUGUGCAAAUGGUGCUGAGGAAUAAACAAUGAUCAUGUUUAACCGGAUUAGAUGUAUUUUUGGUCUUCACCUAAGCUCUAGGGGUGGGCCAACAAUCAUUACAGGUUGGUCGACAUGAGUCAGGGACCUGACAUGUUCGAGAAGAUGCAAUCCGAUGGCCGCAGGUGUCAUGUCUUCUUCGACCUUAUUUGUUAUGUGAACGGUACACAAGAUCUUAGUCAUGCCCUUCCUGCCGCGGAAGCUUGAAGAGAGUCCAGUCCAGAGACCUGUGGGUGCUCACGGGCGACGACGAUGUGAUCGACCCCGUGACCCUGGAGAAGGAGAACGUGAGGCACUUCCACAGCUUCAUCGACAGUCUGCCCCUCAUCGUCCCCGACAACCUUCUGCUGGUCUACCUGCAUCUGAUAGAAAUUUGCAUUUUUAACUUUAACAUAGAUGUUUAGUAAAAUCAGAUAUAAAAACUGGUGCACAAUGACAUAUGAAUCGGUUAUGCUUUUUUUUACCCGGU
Messenger RNA from Hordeum vulgare subsp. vulgare (domesticated barley), 2843 nucleotides. RefSeq lists its product as uncharacterized. The transcript has 3 exons. The record is from RefSeq and is a predicted model, not a curated record. The coding region runs from base 1 to 1620 and encodes 539 amino acids. NCBI's taxonomy places the organism in Eukaryota, Viridiplantae, Streptophyta, Magnoliopsida, Poales, Poaceae.